This is a messenger RNA of Aspergillus pseudotamarii, 1527 nucleotides long. Its product is annotated as aldo/keto reductase family protein. The record is from RefSeq and is a predicted model, not a curated record. The coding region runs from base 330 to 1328 and encodes 332 amino acids. The transcript is spliced from 3 exons. Gene Ontology annotation, cellular component: cytoplasm. Lineage: Eukaryota; Fungi; Ascomycota; Eurotiomycetes; Eurotiales; Aspergillaceae.
UCAUUAAUUAGAAGUCACUGCUAUGGUAAUUAUUCACACGAGUCACCCGCCAUAAAUCAGGCGUGACAUACCCUGUUGCCGACUGACUCCGAGUUCGUUCUCAAUUGUUAACCCGACAAUGGAUGUCAAUUCUCCUGGGCCGGGAUUAAACGCCGGGCUUAUGCUCAACGCCGGUCAAACGCCGCUAACUCCUUGCUCUGUUAUUGGAUGAAGAGUUUCUCUCUGGAAUUCAAAAAGGAGGAUAUGGCCGUCGAAAUGGUAUUGAAACCCAUCAUCACAGAUUGUAACGAUUUCAAAGCUUUAUCAGCGUGCACCUCCAUUGGACAAAGAUGCCCGAGAUUGUUGGCAAGGAAGUAGGCCCCAUUGGCUUGGGUCUGAUGGGAUUGACUUGGCGAGCGACGCCACCGUCUCAAGAGCAGGCCUUCGAGGCUAUGCGUGCCGCCAUCCAUAAUGGAAGCAACUGUUGGAAUGGCGGCGAGUUCUACGGACCCCCUGAUUGCAAUAGUCUCGUGCUCCUGGAACGGUACCUUGAGAAGUAUCCGGAAGAUGCCGAUAAAAUCGUUCUGAACAUCAAGGGUGGUUUAAACCCCCAAACGCACCAGGCAGACGCCUCGCCGGAGAACACACGCAGAAGCCUGGAUAAUUGUAUUGCUCAGUUAAAGGGUCGCAAGCAAAAGAUUGACAUAUUUGAAUUCGGCCGCCGCGACCCAGCUGUGCCGAUGGAUGUUACCUUUGGUCUAAUUGAUAGGGAGUAUGUCCAGACUGGAAAGAUUGGGGGAAUUGCGCUGUCAGAGGUGCGGGCUGAGACCAUUCACGAAGCCGUCAAGUACACCAAGGUGGUUGCGGUAGAGGCCGAGCUCUCCUUGUUCUCUACGGACAUCUUGGAGAAUGGCGUCGCAGCGGCAUGCGCUCAAUAUGGGAUUCCAGUCAUCGCCUACUCACCCAUUGGCAGAGGCAUGUUAACCGGCCAGUUCAAGAAGUUUGACGACCUCCCCAAGGAUUCGUUGUUGUUCUCCUUCAACUUCCCUCGCUUCCAGAAGGGUAAUUUCGAGAAAAACUUGCAGCUGGUCGAGAAGGUAGAGGCAAUCGCGAAGAAAAAGGACUGCACGCCAGCACAGCUGGCUAUUAACUGGACGAGAACGUUAUCCAGGCGUCCGGGGAUGCCAACUAUCAUUCCUAUUCCCGGUGCCACAUCAGCGGAGCGGGUGAAUGAGAACAGUAAGCUUAUCGACAUCACGGAUGAAGAGAUGGCGGAGAUUGAUGCGAUUCUGGCGACGUUCACCCCGGCUGGUGGACGAUAUGCUGAGUUCAUUCCGACUAAUACAUAGGGCUAUGAGGGCUGUGUCUGAGUGGGCAAAUGUACCACAAUGAAGGCGGUAUGCGUUUAUGUAAGCUUUUUGCUUUGAAAGUUUGUCUUGUAUCAUUGUGGCUUCCCUGUGAGGUGAGCAGGAUUUAAAUGUACCUAUAAAAUGUCGAUGCCAUGUCAAAGUGGUGCUCGUAUACCUUGAACAUAGCGAACUAUCCAGU